CUGCAUGUAGAAAACAGUUCCUUGAUUUACUCUUUAUCCUGUAGUCUUAACAUGUUAGCUGAAUUAAAAAUAUAUACAUGUAGGUUAUCAACGUCGUUCAACUGUUAGAUUUUGUCGACAAUUUCCGAGGACCGCCCGACUCGGAAACUGGUUUUUAGUACUCCUCGGUUGUGCUUCACGUCGCCACCUUACAAAUGCCCAUGCUUCCUUCAACAUAGCAGUGCUGGCCAUCAUGGGUCCACGAUACAGAAAUCAGGGAUCAAACCGUCUCACAAAGGCCUCGCAAGGCGAUGGUAAAAAGAUCAAACAUAAUAAAUCCCUUAAAAAUAAGGUCAGAGACGUACAGAGACUGCUUAAAAAGAGUGAUCUUCCAGCAACAGUGAGAGUUGUUCAGGAACGCAUGCUUGAUGUCCUAAAAGAGACAAUUAAAGAUAAAGCAAAGGAAGACAAACAGAGAAGGAUUGAGAAAAGAUCUAAAAAAGUCAAAUUCUUUGAGAAAAAAAAGAUCUUUAGAAGGUUCAAAUCUUGUAUGAAAGAGCUCAGUGAUGCAGAGGAUAUUGAAACAAGGAAUUCUGCACUGAAAGAACUUGAGGAGAUCAAGCAGCAGUGGAAUUAUGUUCAACAUUUUCCAGAAAACACAAAGUAUAUUUCAUUAUUUCCGCUGACAUCCCAUACUAAUGCAGAAAUUGUUGCAAAACAAGAAAAAAUCCAGGAAACUAUUGCAAAGAAGGUGGAAGCUGGUGAGUUGGUGGAUGCAUCCAGUACAAUUUGGAAAAUGGGCAAAGCAUCUCAAAGAGCAAAAAAGGAAAAACCUAAUGUGGUAUUGAGUGAUGAAGAAUUUGGACGAGCUGCUACAAAAAGAGGCAGUGAAGAUGAAUCUGGAGAUCAGGAACUACCGCUAAAAGUCAACCAUGAAGAGGAUGACUUCUUUAUGGAUUCAAGUCCAAGCCCAGUAAAAAAAGAGGUGAAAAAGGAGAAGAAGAAGAAGUCGUCAAAGAAACUAAAAAGAUCCCAGUUUAAAAUCGAGAAGAAAUAAUUUUUUUUCUCAAACCGCUGCUCAUUUCUAAGAGGAUGUCUUUCAGGUACAUACUGCAGCUAAUGUUUUCGUAAAAUUAUUGUUAAAAAAAGAAAAAGAGAACUGAUUACAAAAUCAGAGAUAGUAUUGAAUUAAGUCAGCUUAAAUAUAUUUUCGUAUGUUUCCUCAGAAGUAGUAAAGCGUUAAUAGUGUGAGUUUAUUUAUUAAUGACAUCGAUGUUGUCGAAAUUUCCAAAAAUAUUUAUUAAAACCUCAACUACACUUUUGUUGGUAAGAAAUAUAUCCUAUUUUCCUUCACAUUGUAUGUGAAAUAAAGUAAACGACAUUUUCGGUACGUGACGUGAAUUUUUUUUCAUUGAGAAGCUACAAAGAGGUAAUACCUGUUUUCAUAACCAUUACGGUUUCUUCAAAUGUGAUUGGUGAAUUAGCUGCUUUAUUUUCCACUAAUCAUUCUGUAGAGUUGUAAUCGGACGGUGUAAAGGGACAGUUGGCUGUAAUGGGACACCUGUCAUCGUACUGUUGAAGCAGCUAACCGUACUUAGUCCACUCAGCUAAAUCCGCUAAUCUCAGAAUUUAUCACAGUAACCAUGGCAAGAACCACUUAUCCUUAAAAAAAAACUGUGUAAUUUCCAAAAUUGAAGAAUUUUUUACUAUAGACAUCGUCUCUUCUGGAGAUGUUUAUCCUAAAUGUAUUUUUUUUUAUAGGAAAUUGCAACGGUUAUGAUUAAUUGGCGACUGGACUUCGUGUCGUCCAAUUGGGUUUGUAAUCAUACCCGUGAUUGACAAAUCACUCGUAUGAUUACAGACCGAAUAGGACUCUACUCAGUCCUAUACCAUUAUCAAUACACAUUAUUGAUUAGUUCCAAAUUAUUAACAGAAUUUUGAAAUAAUAUAACUUUGGCAGAAAAUAAAUUUAGUGAAUAGGAAAUUGCGUUGGGUUUUCUCUACUUCAAAAUGUGAUUGGUCCGGUAAACUCGCGCCACUUUUUCAACCAAUCACAUUGAAAGCUAAAACCAAUCAUCGCGACUUGGUCACCCGCGUCUUCCCGCGCUUCGAGCAGUUG
This is a messenger RNA of Pocillopora verrucosa, 2098 nucleotides long. RefSeq lists its product as uncharacterized. Gene Ontology annotation, cellular component: preribosome, small subunit precursor; nucleolus. Lineage: Eukaryota; Metazoa; Cnidaria; Anthozoa; Scleractinia; Pocilloporidae. The record is from RefSeq and is a predicted model, not a curated record. Gene Ontology annotation, biological process: maturation of SSU-rRNA from tricistronic rRNA transcript (SSU-rRNA, 5.8S rRNA, LSU-rRNA).